Lathyrus oleraceus (garden pea) is the source of this 765-nucleotide messenger RNA. RefSeq names its product pentatricopeptide repeat-containing protein At5g28460. The coding region runs from base 1 to 765 and encodes 254 amino acids. Gene Ontology annotation, molecular function: protein binding. NCBI's taxonomy places the organism in Eukaryota, Viridiplantae, Streptophyta, Magnoliopsida, Fabales, Fabaceae. The record is from RefSeq and is a predicted model, not a curated record. The transcript has a single exon.
AUGCAUUUUGAUGAAGGGUUAUCCGCAAGGCACAAAGGUGGGGAAUCUGCCAAACUUGUCACAAAAAAAGUCUUAAGAAAAGAAAAAUGCAACUAUAGUGUAGUUGAGUUUUUCAACGAGAUGAAAGGCAAGGGCCUGAAAGGAAAUGUUGUUACUUACACUGCGCUGAUAUCUGCAUUCUGUGGUGAGAACAAUAUUGAUAAAGCCAUGCAAUAUUUUGAUGAGAUGUUGAGUUCUGGAUGCUCACCGGAUGCAAUUGUUUACUAUAGUUUGAUAUCUGGUUUAACCAUUGCUGGAAGGAUGGAUGAUGCCAGUGUUGUUGUGUCACAGUUGAAACGUGCCGGGUUUGGUCUUGAUAGAGCUUGCUACAAUGUUCUCAUCAGUGGAUUCUGCAAGAAGAAGAAGCUGGAACGAGUUUAUGAAAUGCUCAACGAAAUGGAAGAAACUGGAGUUAAGCCUGAUACUGUCACCUAUAACACUUUGGUUUCUUACCUUGGCAAAGCCGGAGAUUUUGCAACUGCGUCUAAGAAGGUUUUAAGAAAAGAAAAAUGCAACUAUUACCAAAGAAGGAUAGUUGCCGAAAGAAAGUUUCUAAAGCACGUGAUUCAGAGUUCCAUCGAUUCAGAUGUUGAUUAUGCCCUAUUUAAAGCAAAAACACGUGAUUCACCGUCAGACUUGUGCAUCUCAAGUAAUUUGUUAGACACUGAAAAAAACCACACCGGAGUGAGAAACAAAUUAUACCUUCGGAUGAUCCUAGCAAACUGA